Messenger RNA from Lolium rigidum, 714 nucleotides. Its product is annotated as glutaredoxin-C15-like. Lineage: Eukaryota; Viridiplantae; Streptophyta; Magnoliopsida; Poales; Poaceae. Bases 101 to 415 code for a protein of 104 amino acids. The record is from RefSeq and is a predicted model, not a curated record. The transcript has a single exon.
ACAAUUAGAAACCACACAGGCAUUUUAGCUGCUGCAUCCAGCGUGCAAAACUCUGAAACUCUAGCUCAUUCACUCGAUCAAGCAAGGCUACUUCCCGGCAAUGGAGAGAGUGACGAGGCUAUCGACCGAAAAGGCGGUGGUGAUCUUCACACCAAGCAAUGAUUGCCCGAUGAGCCACACGGUGACGACUCUCUUCUCCGGCCUGGGAGUGGGAGCAGCGGUGCACGAGCUGAACAAGGACCCCCGUGGCCGCGACAUGGAGCGCGAUCUUGCCCGCCGCCUCGGCCGCAAUCCGCCAGUCCCUGCCGUCUUCAUCGGGGGCAAGCUCGUCGGCUCCACCGACAGGGUCAUGUCGUUGCAUCUCGGUGGCAAGCUCGUGCCCAUGCUGAAAGCCGCCGGAGCCAUGUGGCUCUGAACCUCUGGCCCUCCAAGCAACAUCUGCAUCCACACAUAUGGAUCAAUGCAUCGAUGUGCGUAAAACAGAAGCACUCAAGUAGACGGAGAGAAGUAAUUAAGCCAAGUCUUCAUGUGAGAGCAUAGUUUUCCUGAGGAGGACGAGUACGGGAAGUUUUGUCUUCAGACCCGGCAGAAAGUUUUGUCUUUAAUCAGAUUGCAACUUGUAAGGAAUUACUAAAUAUUGACGCAUCAAUGUGUCUUCAUAUGAGAGUAUAUAUGUACACAUGUCUCCCAAUUUUCAACUACUGAUUUUUAGUA